This is a messenger RNA of Acanthosepion pharaonis, 927 nucleotides long. Lineage: Eukaryota; Metazoa; Mollusca; Cephalopoda; Sepiida; Sepiidae. The record is from the annotation of a GenBank genome assembly.
AUGCUUUUUUCCCUUCGCACUCAUUUUAAAGCCAAGCACAAUUCACGGACACAAGAUGUUUGCUUUCUUUCUGUUUUAUUUCGUUCUUCAUCCUAUCUUCCCCAUUUUUUAACGUUGUGUUUUUCUUUUCUUCGCUUGCUCCAGUUCAUUUAUUUUCUUUUUCACUUCUUUUCAUUUUUUCUUUUACAUAUUUCUUUGUGUUUUUCUUUCUUUCUUGACUUUGACACAUCUUAUUUCUUCUUUCUUUGUUCCAUCCAUUUUUCUUUUCUUCUUUCUGCAAAUAUAUCUUUAAUAUUUCCUUUCUUUCUUUCCUUCACCUUUCUCGAACGUUUUCCCACCUUCUUUAUUUCUCUUCUUUUUUUUUCUUUCCUUCUGCAUGAACAUUUUCUCUUCUUUCUUUCUUUUUCGAAUAUUUCUUCUCGAAUAUAUUUCCUUACUUUUUUCUUUCUUUCUUUCUUUCUUUCUUUCUUUCUUUCUUUCUUUCUUUCUUCUCAAAUAGUCUAUUCCUUCUUUUGUUUUGUUUUUUACAUAUUUCUCCUUUUUCUUUCUUUUUUGUUUCAUCCAUUUUUUCUUUCUUUUUCGUUCUUUCUUUCACUUCAUCUUUCUUUCUUUCUUUCUUACUCACUCUUUUUCGUUCUUUCUUUCUUUCCACAAAUAUAUCUCUUCUAUUUUCCUUUUCUCUUUCUUUCUUUCUACAAAUAUAUUUUUCAACUCUCUACUUCCUGUGUACUUUCUUUCCAUUUGUGUCUAUUCCGCCAGGCGACCAACACAGUUUGGAAAUGUGGAUCUAUCUAUCUGUCUAUCUAUCUAUCUAUCUAUCUAUCUAUCUAUCUAUCUCUACCGAUCCAGCUGCCCCCUUCUCACUUGACACAACCUUUGCGGCAACCCAUUUCACGGCCAACGAACAGUGAGCAGCUGUUGCCCUGA